CCCCCCCCCCCCGGCCGCUGGCUGAGGGAAAAGGAAGAUGGCGGCGGCGGCAGCGGAGGCGCCCGCCUUGGAAGCCACUCCGGCCGCCGCGGCGGGGACGGCGGCUCCGGGGACCGCGCGGAGGGCGGCGGCUCAGCGGCCGCGGGCGGAGAAGUAGGCGGCCUCGCCGUCCCGGGCGCAAGCGACCGAGGAGCGCCGUCCCACGCCUGACGAUGCUGUCGGCCUUGAAGAAGCUGGUGGGCUCCGAGCAGGCCCCGGGGCGGGACAAGCCCAUCCCGGCGGGGCUCCAGUCCAUGAACCAGGCGCUGCAGCGACGCUUCGCCAAGGGCGUCCAGUAUAACAUGAAAAUUGUCAUUCGAGGUGACAGGAACACAGGAAAGACCACUUUGUGGCAUCGGCUGCAGGGAAAGAAAUUUGUUGAGGAAUAUAUCCCAACCCAGGAGAUCCAAGUCACCAGCAUCCAUUGGAACUAUAAGACUACUGAUGAUAUUGUGAAGGUUGAAGUCUGGGAUGUGGUUGAUAAAGGCAAGUCCAAAAAACGGGGAGAUGGGUUGAAACUGGACAACGAUCCUCAGGAGGCAGAAUCCGAGAUGGCCUUGGAUGCGGAAUUCCUGGAUGUAUAUAAGAAUUGCAACGGUGUCGUGAUGAUGUUUGAUAUCACCAAACAGUGGACUUUCAACUACAUCCUGAGAGAACUUCCAAAAGUCCCAACCCAUGUACCCGUCUGCGUGCUUGGGAACUACCGAGAUAUGGGCGAACACCGGGUGAUCCUGCCUGACGAUGUGCGGGAAUUCAUUGACAACCUGAACAGGCCUCCUGGCUCCUCCUACUUUCGUUAUGCCGAGUCUUCCAUGAAGAACAGCUUUGGCCUCAAAUACCUGCACAAGUUCUUCAACAUCCCCUUCUUGCAGCUGCAGCGAGAGACUCUGCUGCGGCAGCUGGAAACCAAUCAGCUGGAUAUUGACGCCACCCUGGAGGAACUCUCCGUGCAGCAGGAGACCGAAGACCAGAACUAUGAGCUGUUCCUCGAAAUGAUGGAAGCUCGUGGCCGGGGACAUGCCUCUCCUUUAGCCACCAAUGGGCAGAGCCUUUCCUCAGGUUCCCAGUCUCCGGUGGUUCCACCGGGCAAUGCUUCGGAGGGCUCCAGCCCCGGCACCCCCCAGCAGAGCUUGGCCAACCCCGCCCUUGCCACGGACCCCGCUGAUCCUCCAGCACCAGGACUGCCGCCGGAAACCCAGCCAUCCGCAGCCAUUCCUGCACCAGCUGCACCGCAGAAACGUGGUAUCAUCGCUCGGCUCUUUGGGACCUCCGCAGCUCCCGAGACUGGUGCUCCCUCUCCAGAUCCUGCCCUUCCUGCCCUUCCUGCAGUUGCUCCCUUGAAAGUCCAGAGCGUAGAAGACUUUGUCCCCGAGGAGAGCCUGGACCACAGCUUCCUGGAAGACCCCACCCUGCAGAGAGACAAGGGGGGGAAACAGGCAGGAAAGGCUCCCACCGACAGUGACAGUGACAGAGAUGCUCCUGGUGGGAACCCCUUGGUUGCUGGCUUCCAGGAUGACCUGGACCUGGACGAGCGUCUCUUCAGCAAGCCCCCGUUAGCAGCAGAGCUGGUCCCAAGCCAAAACGUGAACCUGUCGAGCGAGGAAGAAGAACCCUCCAAGUUCUCUGGAGGGGGGGCUGAGGAUGCUGCCUUAGAACAAGAAAGAAAACGAGCUUCCAAAAAGUCCUUGAGACUCCCAGAGCCCUUGGCACCCUCCACAUCCACAGAGCUGAAAUCUCCCUCCGGCCAACCCCCCCUUGAGCAGAGCAAGAGAGCAAUGGCAGCCGGGGACCCUGAGGCCCGUCCGCCCCCAGCGCCCUCUGCCCCCAAGCAGCAGGAGUCCGAGAGCGACUCGGAGGGGCCCUUUGCCACGCAGAUGCUCUCCUUUGUGAUGGACGAUCCAGACUUUGAAAGCGAGGAGUCCGAAAGCCAGAGCAAGCGCCCAGAGGAGUUUCCAGUGCGAGAGGAUCUCUCGGACCUCUCCGAGGAGGAUCCCCCUUCCAGACCUCCCCAGCUGCCCAAGCCCGUCACCCGCUCCUUCCGAGUGAAGAAUGAGGCCGAUCUCUUUGGGCUGGGGCUGCAGAAACCCGUGGGCCGGGACAGCAGUGAGGAAGCCGCAGAGAAAGAGAAGCAGUCCUUGAAGGAGAAGAAGAAGAAGAAGAAGAGGACCAGCAAAGAGGAAGAAGCGGAGAAGGUUUCCGGGAGGAGAAAAAGCCGGCCGAAAAAGAGCGAGGAGGAGGAGGAGAGGGGAGAGAAGGAGAAGAGAAAGCCCUCCAAGCAGCAGCGGGGCAAAGCCAAGCCCAACGGGAUCAAUGAGCUGGAGGCCUUCCUGGGGGGCAGUGCUGGGGCCAGCAAGCAGCGGGGGGUUGGAGACUAUGAGGAGCUGUAGCCCCUCCCUAGCCAGGUGCAGGGGGCAGCCGGCCCCAGCCCACCGUCACCGCCCCUCCCUGCCUUUCUCUGCUGCCCGGAGCCAGAGGGGCCGGAGCCAGAGGAGGGGCCUGCGAGGGGGUCAGAAGCCCCCGGCCUCUCUGUCCUUUCAGCUGGGGCUCCUGAGAGGGGGGGGGCUGCCCACGGAGGCCGCAUCGUGUCCCACUCAAAGUGGCCGCUGCCCAUCGGACGAUGGAUCCGUGCUAAUGUUCUUUUUGACGAGAGAAAGGGCUCUGGACCAAUGGCUCCCCUUAGAGCUUGGGAAGUUGCAGGGUCCCAGCCAGGUGUGUGUGGAGUGGGGCAGAGGCCUUCCAUGGGGUGGGGGUGGGGGGGUGUUGCAAUGAUGUAGUUUUAUUCUGGCAAUUUGGGGGAGAGAAAGGCAGACAUAGGUGCCCCCUCCUCCUUCCCGCCCGUUUCUCAGUUGCCCCAUUUUGUGCACCCUGGAAGCCCCUGGGAAGGAGGCCAGCCCCCACAGGUGGAGGGGUGUGUGUGCUGUCCACCCCUUUCCUGGCUCCUCCUUUAGUGGGCUCCCCCACACACACACUUUCCGGAUCCCUGUCUCCCAAUCACUGCUGCAUGUCUUUGCCCUGAAAUCCAGCCAGCUCUUGGGAAUGGCUGCCCCCACUCCUGUUUUCUGUCCCCCCUCCCCCCCCCCGCCCUCUCUUGUUCCUUCACUCGCCUGGCUCUUUGCCCCCAGUGACCUCAGAGAAAAGCGGCUGCAGAUUCCGGUGCAUUCCGUUGUGCCCUUGUUUCUAGGUGUGGAUUGAAAUUGGGCAGUUUCGACAUUCCUCCCCUCUGCGUCACCCCCCUCCCUUGGGGGAAAUGGACUGGUCUCCCUUGGCCUCCAGCAGCCUGCAUGGCACAGGGGGUGCCCUCAGGGCCUCUGGCCUCCCUCCCUGCGCUCUCUUGGGGGGGGGAGGGUGUGCAUGACUAACCCACUCUUGCCCCCUUGCCCCCCCCAAGACUCCCAGACCCCUCCCCCCCUUCCCCCAUGAACACUCCCCCCCCCACUCCAGGAGCCUCUUCUCUGCAAUGCAACUGGCAACUGAGCCUUGUGCUGUUCACUCCCCUUUUCUUUAUUCCCUUCUUCACUUUGCUUUUGGGAAAAGGUCCCAGUGAUGCACUCCUCAUUCCAGCUGAUAAAGCUCUCGGUUGUACAA
This is a messenger RNA of Thamnophis elegans (Western terrestrial garter snake), 3624 nucleotides long. It is a transcript of the gene RABL6, whose product is annotated as RAB, member RAS oncogene family like 6. The transcript has 15 exons. The coding region runs from base 213 to 2426 and encodes 737 amino acids. The record is from RefSeq and is a predicted model, not a curated record. Gene Ontology annotation, cellular component: nucleus; cytosol. Gene Ontology annotation, molecular function: GTPase activity; GTP binding. NCBI's taxonomy places the organism in Eukaryota, Metazoa, Chordata, Lepidosauria, Squamata, Natricidae.